Molecule: messenger RNA, 510 nt
Organism: Staurois parvus
Lineage: Eukaryota; Metazoa; Chordata; Amphibia; Anura; Ranidae
Source: the annotation of a GenBank genome assembly
CUUUCUUCAGGUAUUGAUUUUAAAAUCCGAACCAUAGAAUUAGAUGGAAAGAAGAUUAAACUUCAGAUAUGGGACACGGCUGGCCAGGAGAGGUUCCGCACCAUCACCACAGCAUAUUAUAGAGGAGCUAUGGGUAUUAUGCUGGUGUAUGAUAUCACCAAUGAGAAAUCUUUUGACAAUAUUAAAAACUGGAUAAGGAACAUUGAAGAGCACGCUUCAUCUGAUGUGGAACGGAUGAUUCUUGGCAAUAAGUGUGACAUGAACGACAAGAGACAAGUGUCACGAGAGAGGGGAGAGAAACUCGCCAUUGAUUAUGGAAUCAAGUUCCUUGAGACCAGUGCAAAAUCUAGCAUCAAUGUGGAAGAGGCAUUUUUCACUCUUGGCCGUGACAUCAUGACAAAACUUAACAGAAAAAUGAAUGAAAGCAGCUCUCCGAGUGGAGGAGGUCCAGUAAAAAUUACAGAGAAGUCAUCAAAGAAGAGCAGUUUCUUUCGUUGCGUGUUACUUUGA